AUGGGAGAAGCGUACGAGACAGUCAAACCCCCCAAGGGGCAUUUCUACCUAGCAGGGCGACUAUUUCCACGGGUGAAAUGGUGGAAACUACCCAACAUGCGAAUCCUGUACUUUUAUAUUUUAGUACUGAUCGCAACGAAUACAGCCAAUGGAUUCGACAAUUCCAUGAUGAACGGCCUCCAGGCAUUGUCCUACUGGCAGGACUACUUCCACCACCCUAAAGGGCCAACACUGGGUCUGUUCAACUGUGUUAUGAGCGUGGGUGCGCUGGCUGGCUUGUUAAUCUUGCCCUACAUGCUGGAUCGUCUUGGCCGUAAGAUAUGCCUGGUCUUUGGCUCUUUCUUCAUGUUGCUCGGUGUGGCCUUACAAUCAGGCUCCAUCAACUUCUCUAUGUUCGUCGGCGCUCGAUUCAUUCUCGGAUUUGGCGAUAUUAUUGUGAUUUGUACUGCUCCGCUCCUUAUCACCGAGAUUGCACCCGCACAAGACCGGGCAAUCCUGGUCACCAUUGCAGGCGCCACAUAUCAUUCUGGAGCCUUUAUCGCGGCAUGGACUACAUACGGAACACUGAAGAUCAAGAGUGAAUGGUCAUGGAGAGCUCCAAGCUUAAUCCAAGGGUUGUUCACAUUGAUGAUGCUGGCAGUUGUGUGGUGGAUACCGGAGAGUCCGCGGUAUUAUAUCUCCAAAGACAAACCAGAGAAAGCGCUGCAUAUAUUGGCCCAUUACCAUGCCGAAGGGGACGAGACCGAUGAGAUUGUACGGCUCGAGUUCACGGAAAUCAACACGGCGAUCACGAUGGAGAAGAAUGCUGACCAUUCCGGCUCUUACGUCGAUUUUUUGCGAACUCCAGGAAACCGCAGGCGACUGCUCAUUAUUAUAACCUUUGGGCUGUUUGCCCAAUGGUCUGGCAACGGGUUGGUGUCAUACUAUUUGAACAUGAUCAUGGAUAGCAUUGGGAUCAAGGACCCGAACCAGCAAUUGUUAAUUAAUGGGGCUUUGACUUCUUUCAAUCUCGCCACCAACCUUUUCUUCAGUUUCUUUGUGGACAAAUGGGGGCGUCGUCCAAUUAUGAUCACCAGCUCCGCUGGCAUGCUAGUUGCCUUUAUAGCAUGGACAGUCCUAUCGGCGAGGUAUGAUCAGCAUGAAAGCUCAGCCCUUGGGUCCGGAGUACUGGGGAUGAUUUUUAUAUAUUAUUUCUUCUACAACCUGAAGUCGGGUUUGAUUGCGAGUUAUACCACGGAGAUUCUUCCAUAUUCAAUGCGCGCCAAGGGAUACACAAUCAUGGAGUUUGCCAUGUAUAUCGCGCUAUUUUUCAACCAGUAUGUGAAUCCGAUCGCGCUUGAGAAUAUUCACUGGCGCUAUUACAUUUUCUACUGCUGUUUCUUGGCGGCGGAGAUUGUGGUCAUCUGGUUGUUUUACGUUGAGACACGUUACAUGCCCCUGGAGGAGAUAACUAAAAUUUUCGACGGGGAUGACAUUGCAACAGCUACAAAUUUGGAGUUGGAGAAGAUCGGAGAGAAUAGCAAAGGUAUGAGCACAGGAAUUGAAAUUGAGGAGACUGGUGUUUGA
Molecule: messenger RNA, 1566 nt
Organism: Penicillium paradoxum
Lineage: Eukaryota; Fungi; Ascomycota; Eurotiomycetes; Eurotiales; Aspergillaceae
Product: putative hexose transporter
Exons: 4
Coding region: 1-1566 (521 amino acids)
Biological process (GO): carbohydrate transport; transmembrane transport
Cellular component (GO): membrane
Molecular function (GO): carbohydrate:proton symporter activity
Source: RefSeq, a predicted model, not a curated record